UCUUGUGGUCAGUAUUAAUAAUUGCAGUGUCUCUUAGCGGUCAAAUUAAUGAGUGCACUUUAUUCACUUGAACACAGAGCAGCUUCUGUGUUGUCACUGAAUUUCUGUAUUACAUGAUUUUCUCGAGGAAUUGGUUACACUACUUUCACGAAACACGUUCCUUAACAAACCGGUACUGAACAACAUGGAGGAACUAGUUUCACCCGAUGGGAAGGAAUCUUUAGAUCCGCGCACCAGUGGAAACCGGAAGUUCUGUUGUUUAAGCUGCUUGGAAAAAGACACGAGAAAACAGAAGGAAUAGAAGAUAGAGAGAAAGAGAAAGAGAAAGAGAGCGGACUGCGUUGGUGAACGCCAAAGAAAUAAAAUGGAGUCUGUUUACAUCAAACAGGAGGAAGUUCUGAAAUUGAUAACUCUCAACAUUAAACAGGAGAUGACUGAACUGGAGCCUGUCCACGUUAAAGAAGAGACUGAACUGGAGCCUGUCCACAUUGAGGAAGAGACUGAACUGGAGCCUGUCCACAUUAAAGAGGAAGAGACUGAACUGGAGCCUGUCCACAUUAAAGAAGAGACUGAAAUGGAGCCUGUCCACAUUAAAGAAGAGGAGACUGAACUGGAGCCUGUCCACAUUGAAGAAGAGACUGAAAUGGAGCCUGUCCACAUUAAACAGGAAGAGACUGAACUGGAGCCUGUCCACAUUGAAGAAGAGACUGAAAUGGAGCCUGUCCACAUUAAAGAAGAGACUGAACUGGAGCCUGUCCACAUCAAAGAGGAAGAGACUGAAAUGGUGCCUGUCCACAUUGAAGAGAAGUCUAUUGACUUGUUGUUUAAGGAUUCAGAAAACAUAUCCCAGCCAAAUAUAGCACAUCACUGUGAAUGUGGGAAGAGCUUCCGUCGGUUAGGAGACCUAAAAAGACACCAGCGCAGUCACACUGGAGAGAAGCCAUAUCACUAUGUUGAAUGUGGGGACAGUUUCAGUCAGUUAGGAAACCUAAAAGCACACCAGCGAAUUCACACUGGAGAGAAGCCACAUCACUGUUCUCAAUGUGGGAAAAGCUUCAUUGACACAAGAAACCUAAAACAACACCAGCGAGUUCAUACUGGAGAGAAGCCGUAUCACUGUUCUGAAUGUGGGCAGAGUUUCCGUAUGUCAGGAAGCCUAAAAACACACCAGCGAAUUCACACUGGAGAGAAGCCGUAUCACUGUUCUGAAUGUGGGGAAAGUUUCAGUCAGUUAGGAACCCUAAAAACGCACCAAAGAAUUCACACUGGCGAGAAGCCGUAUCACUGUUCUGAAUGUGGAGAGAGUUUCCGUGUGUCAGGAAGCCUAAAAAAACAUCAGCGAAUUCACACUGGAGAUAAGCCGUAUCACUGUUCUGAAUGUGGAGAGAGUUUCCGUGUGUUAGGAGGCCUAAAAACACACCAGCGAAUUCACACUGGAGAGAAGCCGUAUCGCUGUGCGGAAUGUGGAGAGAGUUUCCGUGUGUCAGGAAACCUCAAACAACACCAGCGAAUUCACACUGGAGAGAAGCCGUAUCACUGUUCUGAAUGUGGAGAGAGUUUCCGUGUGUCAGGAAGCCUCAAAAUACACCAGCGAAUUCACACUGGAGAGAAGCCGUAUCACUGUCCUGAAUGUGGAGAGAGUUUCCGUGUGUCAGGAAGCCUCAAAAUACACCAGCGAAUUCACACUGGAGAGAAGCCGUAUCACUGUUCUGAAUGUGGGGAGAGUUACAGUCAGUUUGGAAGCCUAAAAAGACACCAGCGAAUUCACACUGGAGCCAGCCUCCCUCCCUCCCAGUCCUGCACCUCUCCACCCUGCCAGUCUGAGUGUGUGGAGAGCUGUCUAAUUCCUUGUCUCUUUCAUCCUGCAGUAAAUGAAGGGUGUCCCCAGGAAUGAGAGCCAGCCUGAAUCCAGAGUCACUGAGAAGGGGAGCGUGUCAAACUGAAGGAGGCAGACCCAUUAUUUCAGAAUGAACAGGAGAGCCCUGGGAUUCAGCUCCACUCAUCCUGAAUUGGAAAUGAAUCUCACUCAUCAUGCUGUGAGAAUUUAGGACAGAGUUACAGGUUCAUUCUGCUUAUACAUGUGAUACAAAACCAACACAUUAAACAAAGCUGCCAAUAACAUACGUCAUAUUUUUAAAAUGUAACUGGAGCUGUAAAUGGCAUUGCUGUUCCAGUGUCAGUGAGAACAGCAUAAGAUACAGAAUUCAGUUGUUCAAAAUAAACUAAAACUAAGAAUAUCUUCAUGUGUGGCAGCAAUGUGUACUGCAUCUAAUUAGAAUGGCCUCUAAGCUAUUGCACCAGUGCAAACACAAGCUGAAACAACCUGUGUUUUUAAUUUUGUUUUAUUUCAAGUGGUUCAAGCUGAAUGAAUGAAUCUGCUUUGCUGAGUGUUUAUAUAAUGAGACACUCCAAGCUUGUUGUACGCUGGAGUCCUGCUUCAGUGUAAUGGGAUUGACAUACAAUUCCUAUCCUUUUCUUUAAUGAGUAGAUUGCUGUAUUUGCAAUUAUGACAGCUUUACAACAGUAGAGCUGUAUAAAUAUACUGUAAAACAUGAAAGAUUUGCAAGCAAACAAUGUUCACUAUUUUUGCAUUCGUUAACAUGCUGCAACAUUAUCAUCAUUACUACAUUCAUAGUUUAUACAGUUUAUGAAUAAUUGAUCUAAAUAAUCUGCAGGAUGAAGUUGCUUUGAAGUCUGUUUGACAGUAACAGAGCUGGUGCUUUUGUGGAAUCACUAUUAGCAGUUUAUUCCUUUGGGCAAAAUAUGGCUUGUUUGCUUGUAUUUUGUAUUGGUAUGUUAUCAUUAGUGUGACAAUACUGUACAUCCUAAGGCAAGCUUAGCUAUUUAGAAAGGAUUUCAUUGACAGUGAGUUUGAGUUCCUGUAGGUGUCUGGUAUCUUUGUAUAUAAAGGGUGUGUGAGAAAUUCAUAACUGUAAUUGUGUACUUUGUAAAAUGACAUUUCAAAUCUUAAACCAUGAGACUUCAGAUACUGUGAUAUUAAUGAAGUUUGUCCUCCCCCUUAACAUUCUCUAGAUCUGCUUCAAAGCACUAGAUAUUAGUAACAGAGGAUUGUAAAGAUUUCCAUUGGAGAAUAGUUUAGAUUCCCUGCUGUGCUGACCUGCCAGUCUGGUAUAAACAAAUAGAGCUGAUGUUUGUCUUUCAAUUAAGAAUGUCUGUCUGAAAUCAAUAUACAACUUGCUUCCUAUAACGGAUUAAGAAGUGUGACACCUGGUGGAUACGAGGUGCCAUGACUCCCUUGAAAUGAAUUGUUACCAUGAAGCAUUGAACAUUUAAGUGAAUAGAAAUGACUAAUUUCCUGAUUCUAAGAGUAAAUUGAAAAACAAACCUUUACAAGGGUAUAAUAUUAACUUGCUUAACAAUCUCAAGGUUUUACAUUUACUAAAACUAGGAGAGUGAAAUCUAACAAAAACAAGUAAAACUUAACUGAUAAAUUGGUUUUAGAAUAAUUUUAAUAACUAAUCUUGCGGAAACAAGUUGUUUUAGGAUGUUUUCCAAAUAAAAUUAUAAUGUUUAUUCUGUUUUAAUUAAAUUUAUAAUGAAAAUAAUUCUUAAAUGGUUUUACUUUAAUUGUUGCUUAACAUGAUUAACAUGUGUGUAAUGGUAAUUCAGUGAGGAGAAUGAAACUGAGUUUUAUCCUCCUAUGAUCAAUAUAACUAAAGGUAUAACAAAAUGAAGUUUUGUUCUCUAAAUGUUACGAAUUCUGUUGUAUCUCUCUCCAUUGAGGAGGGGGAGCUACCUGUGUUAAUGACACACAUUGCUUGUGUAAAGGUAAGGGUCAUUCAAACUGUAAGCCAAUGAAAGGACUGAUUUUGCUCAGGGAUUUGCUUCCUGAUCUACCUGGAAGGGAUUGGAUCACCGAAGUAAACUCCUCUUUGGAAUCUAUAUUUAAAUAAAAACAAGCAUGAGCUCGUUCUCUUUAUCUUGGAUUCGGACUCACAAUGAAGUAACCAUUGAGCCGUCAUUUGAAUGUAAUGCAAACAUCCUUAGAAGACGUCGACUCCACAUCCAACUGCAACUCUCUGAGAGAUGUGGAGGUGCAAUUUAUAUUUUCCGAAUAUUUGAAUAUCUAACCUUUAAUGCUUAAUCAGCAGGGAGCAUUUGCGUUCAUAAUCUACUUGGCUACAGUAAUUUUGUAUUAAAAUAACUAUAAAGUUUAUAUUUGAAGUUUUAUAUUUUCAUGCUAAGAUGAAGCAAAUUUCAGAAGGGACACUUUGUGGCUUUCUUUACAAAAGUAAACCAGACACCUCCAUCCCGUCACAAACUCAGGAGUCACAAUAAGAUGUCUGGGCAGGCAGCCAAAAGUAACAUUUGUGUCUAGUUUAGAUACAAAGAGAGAUGGAAAUAAGUUUGUAUGUGCGGGUAAGGUGUGAGCUAACAGGGUGAUCACCUCAAUGACUGGGUAUUGAACAAGAAGAUGGGAGGCCCAUGAUGUUUGUGUAUAAAUAUAUGUGUUUUUAUUAAGUAUUUGCUUAUAAGUUUUCAUUUUAUUCCAUAUAUAGAAUAUUGUUUCAGGUUAGGACUCAGGGCGGAGUUCCACUUAAAUGUGUCUAAGAUGUGUUUCUGCUUCUGCAAUAUCAUGGCAUGCUCCAGCAGCAAAAGGUUAGACAACAGGAACUAGGUAGGGAACAAGGCUAAACCUCAUGUGUACGUGCUCACUUGCACAUAGUGCUAAAUUGUUCAGAAUGUUCAGAAAUAAGUCUUGGAAAAACAACCCCUUAUAUGGAAAUCUCCUGAAACUGUCUAUGUGAUGUAAGUGACUGUAUAACUGUGCUGAAAGGCUGUAUCAUUAAGUCAGACUUGUGUUUUGAACGCAUUUGUUGGCUUCCUUUGCGCGUCAUAUUAAAGGUUGUUGUAAGACCACUGCUCCUGGUUUACUGUGUCGAGUCCUUUCAAAUACCUACUACAGAGAAAACACCAACUGCAUUCCAACUGUGUUUUUCAACAACGACCACAUCUCCAGAAUAAAUAUUACCUUUCAAAGACUUUAAGACUCAAGUAAAAUACUAUGUUUGUAUAGGAAAUACCUACAUGCAAACCAGAAGGAAAAACGUUUAAUACAAUUUAACACGUUUUAAAAAAUACUUUGAACAAUUGAGACAAGACUUUAACUGAUCUGAUGAUAUUGUGUGCAUUUGAAAAAAAAACAACUACGAACAUCAGAACCAUUUAAACAUUGAUUGAAUUGAUCUAAAGUUCUGAAGUAACUCGAGAUUACAACUGAAUACUAAAGGCAAUUGAAACUGUUUCCAAACUGAACUUGUUGAAACAAAAAUGUAGCCUUCAUUCCGACCAACACAACAGAUGCUGCUUAUCAUAGUAACUAGGUGUGUUUACACUGGCACAAAUAUUCCAUAUCGAGAGGAUAUUAAAUAUUGAUAAUAUGUUUGAUAUAUCAAUUAACAGUGGUGGCUGCAUGUUUUAUUUUGUUAUGUAGUUUACAUUUUUCGAUGUGUAGUAACUACUGGCUAAAUCUGAUUACAGAUUUCAGAAAUAAUGUCUGAAGGACGCUUGUGCAACUUCACUGAUGAAGAAAGCAGAGUUUUAAUAUCUAUCUGGAGUGAAGACAGGAUCCAACGGGCAGCGGAAAAAUCUGUCACUACAGCAGGACGUCAGCCUUUUUUUCUUUCCCCCUCAAAGUACGCAUGCUCAGAGUCUGCUCCUGUAAGAACUACCCUCCGCUGUUUCAAGCACGUGUAAAUGCACUGUUCCAGUACAGACUCUCCCAGAAUCUUAUCAGAAAGAUUCCGGAACGCUAGUGUAAACGUACCUACUGUAGGUAAUGUGCGCGAAUCCUGUGUGCACGUAACCUUAUGGAAGCCAUUGUUCUUAUGAAAAUGAUUGUUUAAAUGUUUGACUCCUGCUUGUGUCCAUACUUAUAAUUCUGGUACCAUUAUUUUUAACUUUUAUAUUCUUACUUUUGUGAGCCUUAAUGAACUUAAUAAGUUGUGUGUGAGAGUAUUUUUUCCCUGUUAUGAGCACUAAAGUAAGCAUUUAUGAUUAAUUUCAGAUCCUUAAACACGUUAUACAUUGUAAAGGAGCAAAGAGAGUGUAGUCCUGUGGAGCACAGGACUACAUUCCCCAGAAGGCAAAUGGAUGAAAAUUGUGAACAUUUUUGGGGUAAUUAUGUGAAUUGUUUAGUUAUUUUGGCAGUAAGCCUAAUCAGCCAAGAACAUAAGAAAGUUUACAAACGAGAGGAGGCCAUUCAGCCCAUCUUGCUCGUUUGGUUGUUAGUAGCUUAUUGAUCCCAGAAUCUCAUCAAGCAGCUUCUUGAAGGAUCCCAGGGUGUCAGCUUCAACAACAUUACUGGGGAGUUGGUUCCAGGCCCUCACAAUUCUCUGUGUAAAAAAGUGCCUCCUAUUUUCUGUUCCGAAUGCCCCUUUAUCUAAUCUCCAUUUGUGACCCCUGGUCCUUGUUUCUUUUUUCAGGUUGAAAAAGUCCCCUGGGUCAACAUUGUCAAUACCUUUUAGGAUUUUGAAUGCUUGAAUCAGAUCACCGUGU
Acipenser ruthenus (sterlet) is the source of this 6519-nucleotide messenger RNA. Its product is annotated as zinc finger protein 23-like. The transcript has 2 exons. Bases 365 to 1894 code for a protein of 509 amino acids. Gene Ontology annotation, molecular function: DNA-binding transcription activator activity, RNA polymerase II-specific; RNA polymerase II cis-regulatory region sequence-specific DNA binding. Gene Ontology annotation, cellular component: nucleus. Lineage: Eukaryota; Metazoa; Chordata; Actinopteri; Acipenseriformes; Acipenseridae. Gene Ontology annotation, biological process: regulation of transcription by RNA polymerase II. The record is from RefSeq and is a predicted model, not a curated record.